Molecule: messenger RNA, 1107 nt
Organism: Rhodamnia argentea
Lineage: Eukaryota; Viridiplantae; Streptophyta; Magnoliopsida; Myrtales; Myrtaceae
Product: B3 domain-containing protein At5g42700-like
Exons: 7
Coding region: 145-831 (228 amino acids)
Molecular function (GO): DNA binding
Source: RefSeq, a predicted model, not a curated record
UGCCCGUCCAACGGUCGACUGACUCAGACUCUCGAUUUCUGCAGUCCACCCUCGUCACGUCGUAUCCUUUUCCUUCCUUCUUCCUCUGCUUCUUCUUCGUUUCGCAUCCUCAAAUCUCUCACUGAAACUGAGAAAGGAAGGAGAAUGGUGGCUGCUAAGCCCAAGAUGUCCUAUGAGGAAUGCCGUCGCAAGAGGCUGGAGGAGAACAAGAAGCGAAUGGAGGCUCUCAAUCUCCCCCAGCUCUCUCAGUCUCUCCGAAACUCCUCCUCUCCCAACUCCACCCCCAUGAAGCAGUCCAAGCCACGCACGGUAGAGAAGCAGAUGGUGGUGGUGAGGAGGUCCAGUCGCGUUGCCAGCAUGCCCGCUCCUGUUUACAGAGAGGUGGUGGUUGAUCGGGUGGCAGUGCCCAGAAGGAUUUAUAAGAGGAGGGAUCCUUUCAACCUGGUGUAUGCCUCUGCUGAGGCCAGGGAAUAUGCAAUAGAGAAGGCAGAGCAAUUGCAGUCCACUCUAGAUCCUCACUAUCCCACCUUAGUCAAACCCAUGCUCCCAUCUCAUGUCUCUGGUGGUUUUUGGCUGGGCCUUCCUGUCCACUUUUGCAAGACGAGCCUUCCUAAGAGUGACGGGGUCAUGACGUUGGUCGAUGAAGAUGGCGAAGAAUUCCCAACAAUAUAUUUAGCGCGGAAGUCGGGACUCAGCGGAGGAUGGAAAGGGUUCUCCGUAGCUCAUGAGCUAACUGAUGGAGAUGCCGUAGUUUUCCAGUUAAUUAAACCGACCACAAUGAAGGUUUACAUCGUACGCGUGAAUGGCUUCGACAAGAGUGAGGAGCCAUAAGUAGAUUAGUAACAUGGUUUCAGAUUUUGGAUAUAAUCAUGGCAGGUUGCACGUUGCAUUGAAAGGUCAUCCUGCUAUGAAAUUUUGCCGUUGGCUUGGGUCCUGAUGUGGUCACAGGAGGCAAAAUGUAACUUAAUCUCUAGAGAUAGAGAUACCAUACUAAUCGAUCAAAUUAGCUAGUGAAUUUAUUGUGCUGUAGGUCUGUUUUUGGCUUGUAAUUGAGCAUACUAUUGCUUUACUUGCCAAUUGUCUAGUGUAGAGUCAUGGGGUUCAGCA